CACCCGCACACAGCGCACCCAACACAAACACACACACACACAAGUCGAUUGACCCAACACAAACUCAACAGCAAUGGCGGGCGAGAAGGGUCUGGUGCUGCUGAACUUCUGGGUGAGCCCGUUCGGGCAGCGCUGCCUCAUCGCCCUUGCAGAAAAAGGCCUCCCCUACGAGUACGUCGAAGAGAACCUCAUGGCCGGCAAGAGCGACCGCCUCCUCCGCUCCAACCCCAUCCACAAGAAGAUCCCAGUGCUCCUCCACGACGGCCGCCCCGUCAACGAGUCUCUCAUCAUCCUCAACUACCUCGACGACGCCUUCCCGGACACCCCGUCCCUCCUCCCCUCCGACCCCUACGAGCGCUCGCAGGCUCGCUUCUGGGCCGACUACGUCGACAAGAAGGUCUACGACUGCGGCACCCGGCUCUGGAAGCUCAAGGGCGAGCCGCACGCGCAGGCGCGGGCCGAGAUGGUGGAAAUCCUCAAGAAUCUGGACGGGGCGCUCGGGGAUAAGGCCUUCUUCGGCGGCGAUGCCUUCGGGUUCGUCGACGCCGCGUUCGCGCCCUUCACGUCGUGGUUCCACAGCUACGAGAAGUACGGCGAGUUCAGCGUGGCGGAGGUGGCGCCGAAGAUCGCGGCGUGGGCAAAGCGGUGCGGCGAGCGGGAGAGCGUCGCCAAGAGCCUCUACUCGCCUGACAAGAUUUACGAGUUCAUCGGCGUGCUCAAGAAGAUGCACGGCGUCGAGUAAGCCGACCGGCCGGCCGGGGGGAAGCAAUAAGUUCGAUCGUGUGUACGGUCAUUGGUGGUACGUAGUAGUUGUUGCUUGGUCGUGUACUUGUGACGCGUCUGUGUGUGUGUGUGUAUGCCAACGCGUCUUCUUCAGUUGGGGCAGCACCGAGUUGCCACCUGCGAUUCUAUUUCAUGUGUGAAGAAUAAAUUAAUAAAGGGUAUAUUUGAACUUCCA
Triticum dicoccoides is the source of this 958-nucleotide messenger RNA. RefSeq names its product probable glutathione S-transferase GSTU1. NCBI's taxonomy places the organism in Eukaryota, Viridiplantae, Streptophyta, Magnoliopsida, Poales, Poaceae. Gene Ontology annotation, molecular function: glutathione transferase activity. Gene Ontology annotation, biological process: glutathione metabolic process. The coding region runs from base 74 to 742 and encodes 222 amino acids. The transcript has a single exon. Gene Ontology annotation, cellular component: cytoplasm. The record is from RefSeq and is a predicted model, not a curated record.